This is a messenger RNA of Lachancea sp. 'fantastica', 933 nucleotides long. NCBI's taxonomy places the organism in Eukaryota, Fungi, Ascomycota, Saccharomycetes, Saccharomycetales, Saccharomycetaceae. The record is from the annotation of a GenBank genome assembly.
AUGAUUUGCAUCAACUGUUGCAGAGAGGUGGAUUGUCUGUAUGUCAGGUAUUCCAAUAACCACAUUCGACUCACGGACUGUCCCGAUUGCAAAGAGGUUGUGGACCGUUACGUGGAGAUAGACAAUGUGCUGCUGUUCAUCGAUUUACUGCUGCUAAAACCUGGAGCGUAUCGACAUUUGGUGUAUAACUCACUGGAGAUGGAACUGUCGAAAUUUUCCCAUAAUGAACAAAAUCGUGGUUCUCUGGUUAGAGCUAGAGAUAGAAGCGUGAAACGCCGGGUUUUGGAUCUCGCUUCUCGGUUACGGGAUUGGUUUGUGAAGUUUGACAAGUUAAAUCGAGUUUGGGUUAUCAUAACAGCUUUUGAAGUAUAUUUGACAUGGGUUUCUGAGGAACGACGUUUCCAGACUCAGAGCUUGGAAACACGAGGCUUGUUGAUGCAUCAACUGCUGUCCCGAAGUGCAUUGACGCAAUACCUGUAUUUCACAGUUUACUGUGUGGCAGAUUUUAUGGUGUUGCACAAUGUAGCCUACUUUUUACUAUUCAAGCUGUUCCGAUGGGGCCGCAACAUCCGGUACGCCAAAUACGUUGUUUCCUACACCAUUUUGCUGUCUUAUGGCGCGAAAAUAUACCCAAUUCUCAUGCUGAUCUGGCCAUAUGAUACCAUCUUCACCACGAGUGUUAUAAAAGUUGUGGCCAAUAUUUACAUUGUAGAGGCUCUCAAAAUUGUCACCAACAAAAGCUAUUUCGACAUUGUGAUCCUCUUUCUGCUUGUUUUUUUGGCUCGGUCUCUUACGGUCAAACCUUUGCUUGCAUUGCUUGUUACCGGAGGUGAUUUCGCUUUAUGUCUCCAGUACGCCAAGUCAGAGUUACAACUAUUGUACCUAGUGGUACUUCCGAGCGCCUUUUACAGAAACUCCAAAAAUGACUGUUAA